GUUUGUGCACUACAAUUUGGGAGGAAAAACUCAAGUCAGAAUUGGAACAUGGAGUACCCUUGCCCCAAAUGGAGGCACUGUACCACUUCCUGCCUGUGGAUUUUUGUUAAAAUCAAGUUUAAUGAUGGGGCGGGGGGGGAAUCCCAACACCUGUGUUCUGCCACAUGAUGUAGUGCUGUAAAAACUUUUUUUAACACUGCUUAAAACCUUUUUUUUCAUCCCAUAAAGGGCUUUAACCCAAAAGUUGAUGGUGCUAGUACGUUUUUAAUAUUUGUUUGUCUGAAAUGGGCUAGCCUUUUGCUACUGUUUAAGACAGCCUGUUGUUUUUCAUGGAGUGUGUGUCUGUCUUCAGGCCCUGUCCUGUCAUCAUAUUGUCUUUUUUUAACAUAACAUUUUUACUGCAGUGGUAUUCUUGCACAGAAUGGUGACAGGAUAUGGCCUUAAUAUUGAUUUUACUUUUUUUUCUUUUUGUGUGGAGUGUUCAUUCUGUCUCCACUAAAGUACAGUGCUGUGUGCAGAGUUGGCAUGUGCUCCAGUAAUUUGGAAAAGUGUGGCUUAACUUUACAAGUUGUUUUUCUUUUCCCCCUGCAAUCAAGCCCUGAAAUACCUUCUAUUUCAUUCUGAUAUAUAAUGUGAAAAUUUGCACUACUGAGCUGUCUUCGCUAUCCAGUGUAUUAAAGCAAAAUUGACAGUAAGUGUCCAUGGCUUAAAGAAUCUUAGAUGUACAUUUAGAAUAGGGACCCAAUAUAUUGCAACACUUUUCUCUAUGUAUUUAACACUCAGCUUAUUUUUAAGAACUAAAUGAGUUCAGAGUUCAGCCUCUACUUCAGUAGUGAAAACUGGAUUUAAAAGGGAAAAGACGAAUCCUAAAACUCAAUCAGCUGUGACUUGCCAGGUUUAAUUUGUUACAGCUCUAAUUUUUGCAGAGCUGCAAGUAUGUUAUCUUACUCUUCCCUAUUUUCUCUAAUUCACCUAAGUAAACCAGUUAACUUGAAAUGGCAGUGGCCAUCACUGGCUGUAAGUGCUUACCAUUAUCUGGCUUAACAGCUGAUAUUUCAGUAAGCCAAAUAUUUAGCUCGUUGUUUAUCCCCCUGGCAUGGCUGAGGAUUUGGAUAAUGUUUGUUUACUAUGUGGUCUUACUGUUCCCAAAUGGAAUCUUUCUAAUACACGAAAAUACUCGCCUGGUUCUACUUCUUAAUUCUUGCACAAAAAGUUUAAAAGGCAAAAACAAACAAAAAACUGUGAAAUGAAAAGAAAAAAAAAUGCCUCUUUGCAUUACAUACCUCAUCUUCCAGAGAUUCACCAAACCGCUCCUUUCAAAUGCGAGCGCCUGAUUUUUUUCUGAAGUUGACAAUUCUUGCUAAGACUGCAUUUUCCAACAGUGUUGAGGUGUGUUGUUUCUUUGUUUAGUUUUCUUCUGGAUACUGUUUUUUAUAUAUCCAUAGCCAAGAAUAAGAGUUUUUUUUUUAAAAGUACAACUAAUUUCAUUUUUUAAAUUAUCCUUAGUCUUUGGCUAGCUCUCUUUGGCGCUGUUGUAGGCCUCUAGCUGCAAGCUUUCUGAAGCACCCUCCCUAACAGUGUUGCAUUUGUGUGUAAAACCAUUUUUUUUGCAAAGUGUUGUGUAACUUUUUUUCUUGUUUUUUGUUUUUGUUUUGUUUUUUUUUUUAGCUUGGUUGAAUAUUUACAAGACUUCUUGCUGCUUUUUGACAAUCUUCUAUAUUUAUUUAGUAGAACAAAUUUCAAUAUAUUACUUGAAACUAUGAAAUAGAAUUGAGUUAGCAAUUGACUGGUCAUGUGAUGUAUAGAAGUACAAUAUGCUGUGGUUAAUUCUGCAGUAGGUUUGUUAAUUUUGUUUAUCUGCACUAAAGUACGAAGAUCUCCAUUCUGUUUAACCAUUCAAGCUGAGGGUGUGAUCCAAGUCUGUAAUGUGUUUAAAAGCUAAAUCCUGGAACUUGCCGUGGGAGUAGAAUAUACUAAAUCUUGUGCAUGAGGAGUUUGUUGAGACAAGUAACGUAGCUGUGACAUUUUGCCAAUUCUUAAAUGCUUCUACGUUUUGCUGGAAGUCAGAUUCCUGGUAAAGUUUUGCUUUAGUCAGGCUUAAGUAAACUUGCACAGCACAAAAAAAGAAAUAAUUGCACCAAAGGUACUGAUAAUAUUUAAACAGUAAUCUGUACAUUUUCCCCACUUGGUAUUUUUUCUGCAUUCAUUUACUUCCCUUUAUUAAAUGAAUUUCUAGCAUUGUAAGGACUAACGUGAGUGUAAAUCUCUUUUCCAAAAUUAUUAGUUACUUUAGAAAGAAACAUUUUGUAAUUUCCACUUGAUUCCAUCAGUAAAAAUUUAGCAUAACUAAAAGCAGUUUUGGUGCACCAAACAUGCAGUGUGUGUAUGUUCUACAAGAAAUCGAAGAGCUCCCUGUUCGUAAGGCUGUUUAGAAAUGGCAUCCAACAUUCAGUGCUCAGGCGACGCAGUCUUCCUUCCCCUACCCUUCCUCCCCACCUGUGGCUGGAGCUGACGUCAUGGCAGGAAUGUCAAGCAGGGGCUUCCAGUCUGAUAAACUCCUUCCAUCACUGGGAAGACUUCUCCAGAGAAAUUAGCCAGCAGAACAAAGGCACGCUUGCCCUUCUGCGUUCCUGUCCGGAUCUGCAAUUGUUCUGUUAAGAACCAAGGACACGUCCUCUCGAAGACCUAGCCAAAAAAGUGAUGAAGCCAGCACAGAGGAGUAACAGAUUUCUUCAAACAUUCUGAAAAGUUCAGGGGCAGGAAUGUUUGGGAUAACCUGAAAUCAUAAGGUUUUCCACUCCUGAAAAAUACACAAUGAAGCAUUUAGCCUAAAAACAGAAGCACUGUGGCAAGUGCUUCUCUCCAGAGGGACGGGCUGAGCCACUGUGACAGGGGCAACCUAUAGAAGCCACCUUCCAAGGUGAGACACUGAGCUGCCAGCUGGAUGUGGAAGAGCAAAUGGAGGCAUUAACUUCAGUUCUGAAUGAGGUCUGUCCCUGAACAUGGAAGCCAUGGGAGUAUUUUGAGGGGCUUCAGGAAGUGGUUUUCUUUGCUCUGAAAUCCGGAUUGAUCAUGUCUCCUCCAGCCCCUUCAGACCUGGGCUAUGUACCCCCUGACGGCGGAUGGGGCUGGGCAGUGGUGUUCGGAGCCUCCAUCUCCGUUGGAUUUGCGUAUACCUUUCCUAAAGCAUUCACAAUAUACUUUAAAGAGCUCCAGGCUGUUUACAGCAUCUCCUACAGCCAGAUUGCCUGGAUAACAUCCAUCAUGUGCGCUACCACCUAUGGAGGAGGUCCCAUUAGCAGUAUUUUAGUAAACCGCUAUGGCAGCCGACCCGUGGUUAUAUUUGGAGGCCUGCUGUGUGGCAUCGGGAUGGUGUCAGCCGCCUUCUGCACCAGUAUCCUGCAGCUCUACAUCUGCGUGGGCUUCAUUACAGGAUUCGGCCUUGCUCUCAACCUCCAGCCAUCAGUGAUAAUCAUAGGCAAAUACUUUUUAAAGAGAAGACCUAUCGCAAAUGGCCUUGCUAUGGCAGGGAGCCCGGUGAUGCUUUGCACCCUGGCUCCUCUCAACCAGUUCCUUUUUGACAAUUUUGGCUGGAGGGGCAGCUUUUUAAUACUUGGGGCAAUUUUAUUAAACUGCUGUGUGGCAGGAGCCCUCUUCAGACCCAUCGGGACAGCCACAGUAUCAGUCAAAACUCAGGUGACUGAGGAAGGGAAGGAUGGUCUGAAAGAAGAGGUCACUAAGGAUGCCAUGGAAAUGAAUAAUCCUGGGAACGUCCCCCUGGACACCAAAACAGAAGAGGAAGGAGGAAAGGACUGUUGUGAAAAAAUCAAUCAGUACCUUGAUUUUUCCCUCUUUAAGCACAGAGGGUUCUUGAUUUACCUGAUCGGAAACGUGCUCAUGUUCCUGGGAUUUUUUGCCCCCAUUGUUUUUUUGGCACCUUAUGCAAAGCACAUCGGCAUUGAUGAAUAUUCAGCUGCUUUCCUCCUUUCGAUCCUUGCUAUCGUGGAUAUGAUUGCCCGACCUACCACUGGCAUCAUUGCAAACAGCAAGUGGGUGAGGCCACGGAUUCAAUACUUUUUCAGCUUCUCCAUUGCUUUCAAUGGUGCCUGCCACCUUCUGUGCCCACUGGCUUCUGGCUACACGGGGCUCGUAGUUUACUCUGUCUUUUUUGGCUUGGCCUUCGGCAUGGUUUGUGCCAUGCUCUUUGAAACCCUCAUGGAUCUCGUGGGAGCUGCCCGCUUCACGAGUGCAGUUGGUCUGGUCACCAUCGCGGAGUGCUGCACGAUAUUGCUGGGACCACCCAUCGGAGGAACUCUUAUCGAUACCUUUGGGGACUAUAAAUACAUGUUCAUUAAAUGUGGAGCUGUGAUGGUCCUGGCAGGAACCUUCCUGUUCAUCAUGAAUUAUUAUAAUUAUCGUAUGCUUGCCAAGGAGGAGAAGGAAAGGAAGGCAAAAGAAGAGGACCCUAAAUCUGUAAGGACAGAAAAUGAAGGCAGAAAUAACUGGAACAAAGAAACCAUACAGGACAAGCCUGAGCUGGAACCUUUGAGAGAGGAACGAGAAGGACUAAAGAAGGAAGCGAAUGGCACAAAUGAAGUUUAAACCUAUUCUUGUGGGCUGAAUGGGAUGUUACUUCUGGGUUGCUUAAGUUACCACUAGCUGUGAAAUCACACUAGGUUUUUAAAUUUUGCCCUAUGCUGUGCCAUGUGCAUCUUCUUCUUUGUUGUAGGAGAAGACUAGAAGAGAAGUAAGUCUAGUUUCUUAUAAAGUGCUGGGACGUGCAGUGCAGUAUCCAUUUGCAUACCAAAGGUCCUGCGACGUUUUUCUUCAGGUAUGUCCCAUUUCCCAGAAGCGCCGAGUAAGGGUGCAGCUGACACCCUGCUUUUAUUCUGUCUCCUACAGCUCUACUCAGUGAAAAGGCCAGUGGCCAUCAGAGUCAAUGCAGAGCCCUUCCAGCAGCCUGAAUGGGCUUUGCACUGAGUACUGUUGGUGGCUGGAUCUUCUCUCCGUGCAGUCAAAACUCUGACUGCAGUGUCAGAAUUAUCCCAGGGACUUGGUGUUGCUUUCCCCUGGCAGCUACACUGUGAUUUGUACCUCUGUCUCACGGAAAUGUAAAAUAGCCCUUACACUCAUCUUAAAUACAACCCAAGAGAGCUGCUUGGACAGACUGAGGGCAGUACAUGCCUGCGUGCAUGUGGCAACAAGGCAGCCUGUCCCUGUGGCUGGAGCAUACUAGGAAGGAACUAACUUGAGGGGAUCCUCAUGGCUUGACCAGGGACUUUCUCAGGGACCUCUGCAUUCAGCAAAGUACCGUGAGAAAGGUGGUGUUAUGCAGGGGGCCAGCACAAGGCCAACAUGUUACAGGAGUCCUUUUUCUGUGCAGGGCAAAAACUUGGUCUUUAAGAUCCACAUUCAAACAGUGCAAAUUCUUUAAAAUUUUCCCUAGGAGGUUACAAAGUCCUUGUUAUCCAAUAUCUGAGCACCUUACCAUUUUUAGCAUGCUUUUUCUUUACAACGCUCUGGUGAGGCAGGGUUGUUACUAUUAAUUAAUUGUAGAAGUGAAGAACUGAAGCACAGAGGAGCUAUGGGCAUCAUUGCUUCAGUGAAUAAAGCUUAGGCAUGCCGUAGCCGAAAUGAGAUUCCCUGCCCUGAGUGAGGUACCUGAAAGCCCUGCUGAGCACAGGUAUUCCCCUGUUAAAAGAUAGGAAAUACCACGGAUAGUUGUGCAUUAAACCACAGCCCUCUGCAGCGCAGCCUGCUUUCCUUGUGCUUCUUACUACUCAGGAUGAAUGAUUUUAGCACUGCUUAGAGCUGUGACCUUGUGCCAUAUUUUUUUAACCUGGUUAAGUUGUGCCCAAUCUGGAGGGAAUCCAACCACAGCCACCCUCCCCUGCCC
Messenger RNA from Egretta garzetta (little egret), 5896 nucleotides. RefSeq names its product monocarboxylate transporter 2. Gene Ontology annotation, biological process: transmembrane transport; monocarboxylic acid transport. Gene Ontology annotation, molecular function: monocarboxylic acid transmembrane transporter activity. Bases 3073 to 4602 code for a protein of 509 amino acids. Gene Ontology annotation, cellular component: membrane. NCBI's taxonomy places the organism in Eukaryota, Metazoa, Chordata, Aves, Pelecaniformes, Ardeidae. The transcript is spliced from 9 exons. The record is from RefSeq and is a predicted model, not a curated record.